AUGGAUCUAUCGCCGCCAUCUAAGCCCUCUUUAAAACAGGCAUGUGACAAUUGUCGCCGGCGUAAAAUCAAAUGCUCGCGCGAGCUGCCCUGCGACAAAUGCCAGCGACUCCUGCUCUCCUGCUCCUAUAGCGAUGUGCUGCGCCGGAAAGGCCCCAAGUUUCGAACUCUCUAUCCCCUGGCUCCCAUACAUCCGCUGUCGUCCCGAACCGAUGCGCCGUCAGAACAAUUGUACGACAAGGAUGCUUUUGCCGACCAAUCCUACCGCUUGAGCUCGCUAACCUCCCCAGCCUUUGCGGUCCCGGAUGCCUUGUAUGUAUCCCAUGAUAUCUCCGACACCCUCUCGCAACUGCCACCGCCAGAGCUGGUCUCCUCGCCGGACUCGACCGAUUCCACUGUAGAAUCGGCCAGUGGGCAGAGCCAAGACUUUCUCAAUGCACGACGUCUAUCCCCUCAGAUUCUCUUGGCCCAUGUCAACGUCUAUCUGAAGUACUUGUUUCCUAUCAUGCCCGUCGUGCGGGGGGAACAACUGCGGCUGGACAGUCAACAACCGGAACAACUCCCUCCUCAGCGAUAUGCGUUUCUAGCGUCCCUUUGCGCAGCCACACACAUACAACUCAAGCUUGACGGGGCCAACCCGGUACCAGACCCGGCCCGACUCCAAAGUCUAGGCGGGGGUCAUUCCCUGGUCUCGGGGGAGAGACUGCUCUCGGAAGCAGUGCGGGCGCGGAAAGAAUGUGAUAUUGUGGAAGACAUCAGUAUCGAGAACCUCUUGACUUCAUUCUUCUUGUUUGCGUCGUAUGGUAAUCUCGACAAACAAAGCCAUGCUUGGUUCUACCUGUGCCAGGCUACAUCAAUGGCAUUCACCCUGGGUCUGCAUCGCGAGUCAAGUUACACAGAGCUCUCGGUGGAGGAAGCCGAAGAGAGGCGUCGGGUCUUUUGGCUGUUGUUUAUUACAGAGAGAGGCUAUGCGUUGCAGCAAUCUAAACCAGUGAUGCUCCGUAGUUCCAUUCACAAACCACAGGUCCUCUGUUCCGAGGACCCCAUCUUGGCAUAUGGUUUCAUAAACUUGAUCAAUAUUUUUGAGAAACUCACCGCAAACCUCUACGACUGGGUCUCUGCAGGGGGCGGGGACGGACUCUUGAAGCGUCCACCUACAGCGGCCAUCCAGUCCAGUCUUUCCAAACCAAUCUCCCUAGAAGGAGUCCUGGAGAUCCAACAAGUUGAUAUUCUAAUUACCCAGCAAUGGCUACAGGCUAUGAUGUGGAAGCUGUCCAUGAGCCAUGCCACGCAACCCGGGGCCCGCGAUGACGGCGUAUUACCGUUCCACCUCCCGGUCUUGGUCGGCAAGGCCGUGAUGAGUGUGAUCGGAUCAGCCUCGCAGGGAGCGGUGGAUGCUCAUGGAAUUGGAAUGGAACAAAAACUGUUCGACAUGGGCUCAUCUGUUGCCGACGUAACCCGGUCGCUUGGAUCCAAGGCUGUCCACCGGCUUUCCGAAUCCACUAUUGAUCCCCGUGAGCUCCUUUGGGGCAUUCUACACACUCUAUCGCAGAUUCGUGGCUCGCCUUCGUACCUGUUCCCAGCGCUAUUGGAACGUUGCAAGACUAUGCUGGGUCUAGACUGCACCAUCACGAUUGGCAACUUCUUACCUGAUUUAGCUACCACCACGCCCGACCAGUUGAGUUCCUGGGCUGGUCAGCAUGGUUGGGACCUGCUCACUGCUGGCCAAGACUCGCAUGAGAUUCAAAGAGUAGCGGGUGAUCAGCCCGAGCAAGUUCCUCCCCACUUGUCAGCUGUUUCUCAAGGCGGUGACCUCGGCUUCCAGGAUUGCCUUCUCUCUUGA
This is a messenger RNA of Penicillium macrosclerotiorum, 1842 nucleotides long. Its product is annotated as putative C6 transcription factor (AmyR). NCBI's taxonomy places the organism in Eukaryota, Fungi, Ascomycota, Eurotiomycetes, Eurotiales, Aspergillaceae. Gene Ontology annotation, molecular function: zinc ion binding; DNA-binding transcription factor activity, RNA polymerase II-specific; DNA binding. Bases 1 to 1842 code for a protein of 613 amino acids. The record is from RefSeq and is a predicted model, not a curated record. Gene Ontology annotation, biological process: regulation of DNA-templated transcription; DNA-templated transcription. The transcript is spliced from 3 exons.